Messenger RNA from Sycon ciliatum, 1914 nucleotides. RefSeq names its product probable serine carboxypeptidase CPVL. The transcript is spliced from 2 exons. The record is from RefSeq and is a predicted model, not a curated record. Bases 158 to 1645 code for a protein of 495 amino acids. Gene Ontology annotation, molecular function: serine-type carboxypeptidase activity. Gene Ontology annotation, biological process: proteolysis. NCBI's taxonomy places the organism in Eukaryota, Metazoa, Porifera, Calcarea, Leucosolenida, Sycettidae.
UACUGCGAGUUUGAAGAGAAGUUCUAAGUCGAGUAACAGGUAACCAUAAUACAUGUGGUUGUCUUGCUCUGUCUUCUAACAGUAACAGCUUGAGAUAGUACUCCCCAGGAAAUUUCUGUUACCUUCUGGCAGUGUUUCUACAACAUCUUGUUGGAGAAUGUCUUCGUGCCGUCCCUCUGUUCUCCUGGCAAUUGCUUUGCUAGCCUCAUUCUCUGCCAAUUGCCUUGCAUUUCGGGAGAAUUGGUGUUCCGAAGAAGUACAUGGUGGGAAGAGGACUGGUGGUGCUUUCCGUUCUUUCUUGCCGCAUGAUUGGAAGACUUGUGGUGACGGUAGUGCCGGAGACCCGCUAUUCCUUACACCACUCCUGAAGAAUGGCUCAAUCGCCGAGGCAGUGGAAUUGAGUGCUGUCCAUGGCGUUGGUGGUGUAACCAGUUAUUCGGGAUAUCUUACUGUCAACGAACAGUACAGCAGCAAUAUGUUCUUCUGGUUCUUUCCAGCCCAGGAGAACCCAGAGGAUGCUCCAGUCCUGAUGUGGCUGCAGGGUGGACCUGGUGCUACAUCUAUGUAUGGCUUGUUCGUAGAGCUUGGCCCGCUAAAGGCAACCGCCAGUGGAAACAUUGAGGAUAUGCCAAUAACGUGGAACAAGAAGUACUCACUGCUGUUUGUUGACAACCCAGUCGGAACUGGAUUCAGCUUCACCAGCAACGAUGCCGGAUAUGCCAAGAACCAGGACGAUGUUGCCAGGGAUCUCUACUCCGCACUGACGCAAUUCUUUUCCAUCUACACCAAAUUUGCCAAGAACGACUUUUAUGUUACCGGCGAGUCGUAUGCUGGUAAAUAUGUGCCCUCAAUCAGUGCCAAGAUUGUGGAGGAGAAUGCUCAGAAAGAAAAGCCACUCAUCAACUUCAAAGGAAUGGCAAUCGGUGAUGGACUGACGGAUCCGUUGAGCAUGAAUAAGUACUAUGCCAAUCUGAUGCUGCAGACCUCACUCAUUGACACCUUCCAGGCAUCGCAUGUGAGCGAGGUGGCGCAAAACAUGACGAAAGCGAUCCGUGCGCGUCAGUUUGUCAGUGCUUUUCACAUGUUUGACGACCUGCUGAACGGCGAUCUCAUCAAGUACCCGUCCUGGUACAAGAAUGUCACCGGUACCACUAACUACUUCAACAUUCUGAGGAGUACCUCACCUGCAGACUCGUCCUACUUUGUCACUGCACUAAACCGGGAUGAAGUGCGCAAGGCCAUUCAUGUGGGAAACCUACCCUUCCACAUGGGAAACACUGUUGAGAUUCACCUCCUGGCCGACGUGCAAGACUCCGCUUUGGAGCAGUUCUUGACCGUCCUGAAGAGCGACAAGAAUUACAAGGUCAUGGUGUACAAUGGCCAGUUGGACAUUAUCGUCGGCGUUCCUCUCACCGAAGGCAUGGUGUCUGAAAUGGACUGGGCUGGCAAAGAGAAGUUCUACAAUGCUGCUCGAAAGAUCUGGAAGGUCAACAGCACCGACGCCGAGGUGGCUGGUUACGUUAGGUCCGUCCUGAAUUUGAUGCAGGUGGUCGUGCGCGGUGCUGGUCACAUGGUUCCCCAUGACCAGCCAGUGCGUGCCUUGGACCUCAUCAGCCGCUUUGUCGAUGACUUUAAGCCAGAGUAGAAUGACAUUGCUGCCCAGAAGAUCAAGCAGUCUGCGGAGUGCUGUAUGCGCUUACUUAUGCAGCAUCUCAAAUCUCGAGCACAGGCUGACGAUUGGAUUUUCGGACAACAGUAACUACAUUUUUAUUGGUACGUCACUUUGUAUUGAGUGCUGGACAUUCUGAUUGUCCCUACGUUCCGCCUCAUCAUGAAACUAAUGAUCUUAGGCCACGGAGCGGAUGUUUGUGAUUUAAAUUCUGGUCGGGUGGCCGGGUCUGUUUUUCUCUUGAA